AUCAUCUUGAUCUAACCCCCACCACAAAAAUUUCUAAAUUUCUAAAACAUGGCCGCAGAGAACCCCGAUUGGAGGUCCAUCAAUCAAGAAGCCUUCAUCUCCUUGGGAAUCGAACACCCUGAUCCUCAACAAUCCUUCUUCCGCCACCGAUUUCACCAACUUUACCCAACCGAGUUCUACCAAAAGGUUGUGGCAGAGCUGAUUGCAACGUAUUUGCUUGUGUUUGUGACAUGCGGGACGGCGGCAUUGAGUGUCCAUGAUGAGCGGCAACUGCCCAAGCUUGGCGCGUCCAUUGCGGGCGGCCUUAUUGUCACGGUCAUGAUUUACGCUGUCGGACAUAUCUCUGGCGCUCAUAUGAAUCCCGCGGUUACUUUUGCUUUUGCUUCUCUUAGGCGAUUUCCUUGGAAACAGGUUCCACUCUAUGUAGCUGCUCAACUAAGUGGUGCUACAUCGGCAGCUUUUACCCUGCGCAUAUUAUUGGACCCAAUUAAAGAAAUAGGCACUACUACACCUUCUGGUUCCGAGCCUAAAGCACUUCUCAUGGAGAUUGUUGUCUCAUUCGAUAUGAUGUUCGUCACUUUUGCAGUUGCCACCGACACAAAAGCAAUAGGAGAGCUUGCAGGUAUAGCAGUCGGUUCAGCUGUUUGUAUCACAUCUAUCUUUGCAGGGCCUAUAUCGGGUGGAUCGAUGAACCCUGCGAGGACAAUUGGACCAGCGAUUGCAAGUUCACAUUAUGAAGGAAUUUGGGUGUAUUUGGUCGGGCCAGUUAUAGGGACAUUGUUGGGAGCAUGGUCAUAUAAUUUCAUACGAGUGAGUGAAAAACAUGGACAUUAACUUUUUAUACGUUGACAUUUGCUCGAACUAUGACAAUAAAUUAGAUGAUGGAGAAUGUUCAAA
Cucurbita maxima (winter squash) is the source of this 897-nucleotide messenger RNA. Its product is annotated as aquaporin NIP2-2-like. Gene Ontology annotation, molecular function: channel activity. Gene Ontology annotation, biological process: transmembrane transport. The transcript has 5 exons. Lineage: Eukaryota; Viridiplantae; Streptophyta; Magnoliopsida; Cucurbitales; Cucurbitaceae. Gene Ontology annotation, cellular component: membrane. The record is from RefSeq and is a predicted model, not a curated record. The coding region runs from base 49 to 834 and encodes 261 amino acids.